GAAAAACACAGCAGCAUUAGGGGCAGCAGAUGACCCGGCGCAGCAGCGAGGAGCACAGCAGUCCUCUCCCUGACAAAUGAAAGGAUGGGGGGCGUCAGCCGCAGCUGAGUUCAGAACGGCCGGAUCAGGGAGUGAGGGGAGACAGCAGCUCUCUGCUCACUCUUGGGUGACUUUUUGCUGGAUUUCUUCCCCGCUCCACUCCACAACAACAUGCCGUUUGCCAAAAGAGUCGUGGAGCCCCAGUUGCUGGUCAGGUACCAGACCCCGAGCGAGGAGGAGGGUCUGCUUUUCGAGGACCUGGUCUCCAUCAGUAAUGUGGCUCUGUCCCGGACCCUGCGCCAGCUGUCGGACCUGGCCAGACAUGCCUGCUCCAUAUUCCAGGAGCUGGAGAGCGACCUGGCGACCACCAACCUGCGGGUCAGGGGGCUGCAGGGCAAAAUUGGCCAACUCCAGCGGAGCUGCUCCGAGCUGGACCCCAAACAGGAGGCAGUGCCGGUGUCCAACCUGGAUGUGGAGAGUAAGCUGACGGCACAUUUCCGAGCCCCGUGGCGUCUCCAGAGGAAUGUUUUGCACCCCUCCACACGGCCAGCAUGUGUAGAGGAGCUGCACAGGCAAGCCAACCACAGCCUGUGGUCGCUCAACCAAGAUCAUCAGAGGGAGAGGGAGCAGAGAGUGACCAUCUCAGCCCUGCCCCCAAUGCCCAUGUACCCCUCCCCUCUCAUCGAGCACAAGCAUGUCAAUCGGGGCAAAAGUGUGACAACGUUCGGCUCCACCCGCUCCUCCUCCCCCACCGAAUGUUGCCGCCUCUCUCCCUGGAGCAGAAAGGCUGCGCCUACUGACCCCGACACUGACGGGGUGGCUCUAGGUCACCGGUCUAAGUUUCCCAUCCCUAACAUCCCCUCCACCCUGGACAAGCAGACUAACUGGUCUAAAGCUCUGCCGCUGCCCACCCCAGAGGAGAGAAUGAAAUGCAAUUCCCAAGUCAUCGCCUCAUGCGUCAUUCCUAUUAAUGUGACUGGGGUUGGCUUUGACAGAGAUGCUAGUGUGCGCUGCUCACUCGUUCACUCACAGUCUUUGCUUCAGAGGAGACGGAAGCUAAGGAGACGGAGGACCGUUGCCGGCGUUCCCAGACAGGUGCAGCAGGAUUUUGACUCGGACGACUCCCCUGGUUGCAGGGAGCGGACGGUCAUUGUUCACACCGCUGCCGAUACGAGCCCUUCUACGGAGGAGCUGGCCAGCCAUCUGACCACCAGAGACUCAGGCUGCCAGACCGAAGACUUCCUUAUCGCAGGAGCCCCGUCUCGGCGGAGGAUCCGGGUCCAGAGAGGUCAGGGAGUGUCGCUCCUUCUCUCCCACUCAGCGGGCAACAUCUCCUGUCUGCCUGACAGCGCUGACACCAUGUUUUCUGGCUCGGUGGGAGCCCGGCUGCGGUCGCGGAGUCUGCCCAGAGACAGCAGCAGGAUGAUGAUGAGAAUGAUGGACAACGAGCAGAAUGACAGCGACGACGAGGAGGAGCUGGCGCCCUUUAGCUCAGAGGCUUUCCUGCCCGGACACAGUGAGAGGAUUCUGAAGGACGAAGAGGAGAGCGCCGACGACCAGGCGGCGUCCGAGCGACAGCGGGGGGGCCUGAAGUACGCACAGCUGUCGGAGAGUCCGGAGCGCAGCUGGAUGGAGCGCACGCGAGCUCAGCUGCCCAGGAAGGCCGACAUGGGCAGCUGUGAGAUCUCCUCCAGUUCGGACACCUUCAGCAGCCCUGUUCACUCCGUCUCCGCUGCGGGGGUGCUGGGAGGUCCGAUGGACCAUAAGGAUGACCACCAAUCCUCCAGCGGGAACUGGAGCGGGAGCAGCUCCACCUGCCCCUCCCAGACCUCCGAGACGAUCCCCCCCGCAGCCUCGCCUCCGCUGACCGGCUCCUCGCACUGUGACUCUGAGUUGUCCCUCAACGCUGCCACUCAUGCUGCAGAAGACCAGGCCGGCUUCAUGCUGGACAACUACCAGGGCCUCAGAAGCCAGCGGGCGGGCUCUUUCUCCUCCGCGGCGAUGGAUAUCUUAGAGGAGGCGGGGGUGAGCACACCCGUGGAGGGGGAGUGGGAUUACCCCCACCCUGAGCUGCCUCACUCUCAGGACCUAAGCCCUGAACCCGGCAGGGAGGCUGACAGCAGCCUGGGCUGCCCCAGCUUCACCAGCAUGGCCACCUGCGAGAGCAGCUUCUCCGACAAACCUCCCUCCGAGAAGGCAGACACCAUCUCUUACUACUCUGUGGACACUGAAGGUUACUACACCUCCAUGCACUUUGACUGCGGUCUGAAAGGCAGCAAAAGCUUCACCUACAACUGUGCAGCCACCGGCUCGGACUGCGCUUUGUCUGAUCUGAGCGGCCACCUGACGCUGGGGAGGCGCUGCCUCUCCCUACGGAAGGCGAAGCUGAAGCCGUCCCCACCAAAGAGGAGCUCCUCCUUGAGGAAAAUAUGCAGUGAGGGAAACAUCCCUGACAAGCGAGAACCAAAGAUUACACACAGACAGCCGCUGUCUCUGUCGUCCAAGGAGAGGAAAAUGCAGCUGGAUCUGGCGGGAUCACGAGGUCCCGCAGGAAACUCUCCACUAGUCCGAGAGCCCCUCGAGGUCUGGGGGAUGGAAGGCACACCAGAUCUAACGGACUUAGGCGUUUUAAGCUCCAAAGAUGCGCACUCCUUUAAGGACAAUGGCAUUGUGCAGUCAGACUAUGCAGAUCUCUGGCUUCUGAACGAUUUAAAGUCCAGUGAUCCUUACCGAUCGUUGUCAAACUCUAGCACAGCCACUGGCACGACCGUCAUCGAGUGCAUCAAGUCACAAGAAAGCUCAGAGUCCCAGACUUCCCGGUCCGGCUCCAGAGCCACCACCCCCUCACUUCCAUCGGUAGAAGGCGAGUUCAAGCUGACUUCCCCAGAGAAGCUGGCGGGACUGGCGAGCCCAUCCAGCGGCUACUCCAGUCAGUCCGAAACCCCCACCUCCUCGUUUCCUUCCACUUUCUUCCCUGGACCGCUGUCACCAGCCAGUGGGAAGAGAAAGCCCAAAGUCCCAGAGAGGAAGUCCUCCCUUUCUUCCCUGUCUCUGCAGGCACGGUCCUGCAGGGACGGGGCAACGUCAAAGAAAGAUCUGGAGCUGCCUAUAACUCCUCCUUCUCACCUCGACUUAAGUGCCCUUCACAGUCCGAGCAACAAGGACUCGGCUUACAGGAACCAGUUAGCAAACCAUCACCAAAUCAAACAAAAAGACGUGCUGGCCGCCAAACACGUUACAUCACCAAACUUGGAGCCCUUCACAGCCCCCUCUCUGUCUAUAACCCCCUCGGUGCUUCAGAAAGUGCAGCUUCGAUCCGUCAGCAAGCAGCCUGAAGACCAGCAUGAGAACAAAGCUGCUCCGAGGCUCCAGUGUCCCCCUGUGAACCUAACCAGCAGUAGAUCCUCAGAUCUCAAGAGUCCCUCGCUGCACAACGCUCAUAAUGAUCAGGUUUCAUCAGACGAGUCAAUGCGGGUCUCAAACGAAACACCUUCAGGCGAUCUGAGCAACAAGGCCAGAGAGGUUAAUUCAGGGAGCAUGACAACUGUCGGACUGCAGUCAGAAGCAUGUUUGGAGCAGAAAGCUUCUAACAUCUCCAAGGCGGAGACUGGUCCUGAAGCAGGGCAGCGCUUAGAGUCACCGGUAACAUCCGUCUGCUCCGGGGAAUCCUCCCCACGUGGCCAAGCUUCAGGCCAGCAGCAGCAGACCGAGCCGCCUGAAGCAGAAAUAUGCUCUUGCCCUCCAGUCUUGCACAGCUCACCCAAAAGGUCCCACUGUCUCGAUAAAGUGCCUGCUGCUCACAGUCCUCUGGAGACGUCCCUGGAGAGCUCCAUCAGCAAUGAAGGCAGCAACGAAGGGGAAAAUGAUUCCUCAGGAGUCUCAGCCGAAAGUGCCUCACAGGACGGGAAAGAGGGAUCCACAGAGGAGCCGGAGGAUGGUUUUAGUAAAGACUGCACGGCAAGUGACAACUCUGCGUCUUCACAGCAUGACGAGUCAAAAAAGGAGGAUGACGGUGUGUUUCUGUCACCCUCCAAGUCCCGCACCACUGAGGAUCUGUUUGCUAUGAUUCACAGAUCCAAAAGGAAAGUGUUGGGAAGGAAGGACUCCACUGAGCUGGCGGCGCGGCCUCGCCUCGGCGCCUCGUCGGGGAACACGCCGCCGCCUCCCAGCAGCAACGUCAGCUCCCCGGUCUCUGUGCCACCCACCUCCCCUGCUGUGACCCCGCCUCCCCCACACAGAGCGUCGGGUUCCAUCUACAGGAACGCAAAGAAGUCCAGCACCUCCAACGAGGAGUUCAAACUACUGCUCCUUAAGAAAGGGAGCCGCUCGGACUCCAGUUACCGCAUGUCGGCUGCUGAGAUCCUGAAGAGCCCCAUCACUCCUAAAUCGCCUGGAGAUUUUCUGGCCGAGUCGCCCAGGCAGUCAGAGGAGCCCAUGUCCGCCCUGCAGCAGCUCCUGUUAGAUCAAGACCAGCUCUCCAGCCCCUACCCCAAAGCCAACGCCGAGAGCUUCUCCCCGAGGCCCUUCCACACAUCCGCCUCUUCCCGGCAGGGGCGCUCCAGGAUCCCCCCGCCGGCCAGCAGCAGCCGUUACAGCGUGCGCAGCAGGCUCUACUCAUCGCCCAUGCAGGCCAUCUCUGAGGGGGAGACGGAGAACUCUGACGGAAGCCCUCAUGAUGACCGCUCCAUGUAGGAAACGGAGCAAACCACAAAAAAGUUUACAAAGAGGACUAAUGGACCAUGCCGAAAUAUAAUAUAUAGAUAUAUCAAAUAUGCAGAAGGCAGGAGAGUAGAUUAAACCAUUUUAAUUAUAAAAGAAAAUCUCGAUUCCUAGCCAUUUUUGGAUGGAUUUUUAAAUCAUUUCCUUUUUUAUAAUUCUGUCCACAUAAUGUGUAUGUUUUAUACAAACUGAGUUUUUAAACAAAUCCCGAUUGAUUCAAAAAUGCUGUUAUUAAAAAAAAAAGAAAAAAGACAACUUCUGAAACCAACUUAUUCCUUCAGCCCAAUUUAAUUCUUAGCAUUGCAGUUUAGGACAGAGAUGCACCGAUCAGAACUUGGUUCCUAAUUUCCGACCUCUGGUUUUUGUAAGGCCUGCCAAUAAUCGUUUUGUUCGGUUGCCAUUUCUAUUGCAAGUAUGUAUUUGAUCGAAGUUAGCCUGCUCAGCACAGCUAGCAUUACAAAGACCCCUGUAUCCCUCAAGAGAUUGUGCAAAGAUGGCCGACGUUUAAAACUCUGUGAUGUCCUGUGGCGGACAAAGGAGAAAAGGGCAAAAGGAAAAAACAGAACUACUUUGGUCUAUUCCGAGUAGCCUUCUUGUUAUCCUAUGAAAGUCUUGCUCUCUCACAGCCAGAAUGAACAGCAGGUUUGACCCGACAGUUCAUAGAAAAUACUUUUGUACUAAAUGGCUUUUUGUGAUUCAUCAGACUUUCUUGAUACAUUUUUUUUAAUAGCCAGCUUUGGGACCUUCUUCUGACAGUAAAAACUUCCACACCGAAGAGCGCUGUUGUCAGCGUGACCUGUAAGUGCUUAGGUUUGGUGUGUUCGCUGAUCGGAAAAAAGAUUGGAUUCCUGAAUUUCUGACCUGCCAGUAGGGGGCCAGUCGAGCUUAAAAACAUCCGGUCUUCUCGGUGCAUCUCUAGCUUUAAAGCAAUGUUUUUGUUUGGUCAGUGGAAGCCAUUUCAACCAGUCAUGCCAGUUGUUGUUUUUUUUAUGCAUAAUAGUCAACCUUCAUUUUGUUUCCUAUAGAUGCAGAUUUUUACCUUUAUGUAUUCUGUGAAUACCUAUGCAAAAAAAAAA
This is a messenger RNA of Fundulus heteroclitus (mummichog), 5834 nucleotides long. RefSeq names its product Nance-Horan syndrome a (congenital cataracts and dental anomalies) (gene nhsa). NCBI's taxonomy places the organism in Eukaryota, Metazoa, Chordata, Actinopteri, Cyprinodontiformes, Fundulidae. Bases 211 to 4731 code for a protein of 1506 amino acids. Gene Ontology annotation, biological process: cell differentiation; lens development in camera-type eye. The transcript has 9 exons. The record is from RefSeq and is a predicted model, not a curated record.